CCACUGAACACCGGACCGGAACGUCAGUCAUCUUACGGACACGAGACACACGGUGCAACAUUACACAGCUCGACCUUUCCAUAGUUCUACAACAGUUGGACACACGUUGUGGUCAAUAUCGUGAUUUUCACCCGCACCUGGUAACACGCUCUCUCGACAAUUGUUCGACUUCGACUGCGUACCUAUUUUGUACAUCUCAUUCGAAGUUCUUCGUCGAUAUAAUUUAUUUUAUAUUAGAUAAAACCAGAAAAUAAAGAAAAUGUCGGAAGACGCAUUCAUCGUAUCGCCCAUCAGAAAACACACAGGCACCAUCAUAUUUUUGCACGGGCUUGGAGAAAAUGGGGAAAACUGGAAGCAAGUGCUCUCCAAAAUGGUCAAACCCAACGUCAAAGUGAUCUGCCUCAAUGCAAAGAAAAUUCCGCUCACACUUAACAAGGGUUUCCCGACGGCUGCGUGGUUUGACUUAGCGUCGCUGGACGAGAACAAAUUGGAAGACGAGACGAGUAUCAUGCGGGCAGUCGAAAAGCUGCAUGACAUCAUCGACGAGGAGAUCUCUUCGUCCAAAGUAUCGGCAACUAAGACCAUGUUGGCCGGUUUCUCGCAGGGUGGCGCCCUGGCUAUGUAUGCCGCACUUACCUACCACAAACGGUUAGCCGCCGUCAUGGUCAUGUCCAGCUGGCCGGUGCUCCGGCAUACUAUGCCCGAUGCGGCCAUCAACAAUACCAACACGCCGAUGUUGCAGUGCCAUGGAACUGAAGAUCCGGUCAUUUACUACAAAUGGGGUCAACUAUUGGCAGAAUCCCUCAAGGAAAUGAACCCCAAACACGAGUUUAAAUCGUACGAAGGUUUGAUGCACGCUGUAAACGAUCAGGAAUUACAAGAUGUCAAAAACUUCAUCAACAAAAUAUUCCCUUGAUCAAAUUAUACAUUAUUCAGAAAAAUGUAUGUAGAAUGAAUUUAUAGUUCAAAAACGUCUGAGAAUUUGCAAAUACAUAAUUUAUUAGUUGUAUAUUUUUUAUUAUAUGUUUAAGAGUAUGAUUUUUGUGUUCGUGUAUUAUUUUUGUUAUUUUAUCGUCAUUUAUGUGUUGACUUGUAAUAUGAGCAAUUAUAUUUAACAUGUCACAGGGAAAAAAUAUAAAUAAAAAUGUAAA
Molecule: messenger RNA, 1151 nt
Organism: Rhopalosiphum maidis (corn leaf aphid)
Lineage: Eukaryota; Metazoa; Arthropoda; Insecta; Hemiptera; Aphididae
Product: acyl-protein thioesterase 1-like
Exons: 6
Coding region: 260-916 (218 amino acids)
Biological process (GO): protein depalmitoylation
Cellular component (GO): cytoplasm
Molecular function (GO): carboxylic ester hydrolase activity; palmitoyl-(protein) hydrolase activity
Source: RefSeq, a predicted model, not a curated record